AUUAGCCACAGCCUCAAAUUCCAACCAAACCAAACAUUUCAAGCUUUUCCUCUCUGAACCAAAGCCCCUCAAAUUCUUCUCUCGUUCCAACAAUGGCGUCUCAGAGGAACAACGGCGGCGGCGGCGAAAGGAGCCUUGUAACAAGAGUCUCUCAAUCUACCAUCGUUCAGCAAACGAAACGCACCGUUUCAGAGGCGGGUUUCGUGUCGAAGAAGCUUCUGCAGAGUACAGGCAGGGCGGCGUGGAUCGCCGGAACCACCUUCCUCAUCUUGGUCGUUCCUCUCAUCAUCGAGAUGGACCGCGAGCAACAGUUCGCCGAUCUAGAGAUGCAGCAAGCUAGUAUACUGGGCUCUCCUUCCAAGUAAACUCCACCACCCCUAUUCGAUCGUAUCGGGAAAAAUCUGAGAAAGUUCCUUUGUGUAAUUUUCUCUUUUUUGAAUUGUGAUAUUCGUCUUUAGAUGAAUUCUUCUUCCUUAACAUUUUGGGGGUCCAGAAUUUAGGGUUUUACGAGCGAAUUUUAAUGAUUUAUUUAUGAGAGUUGCCUUUGAAUAUUUCAUUCUCUUUUGUACUGAAAAAAAGGUUUUUCUUUUGGGGGUUUUAGUCUCCAUGGUAGCCAUGAUUAGGGUUUUAUUGAGUUAAUUAUUUUGUUGUUAUAUUAUGAAUGAUAGGGUUUAUGAAGGGUUUUAUUGAAUUGAUUA
Messenger RNA from Cannabis sativa, 698 nucleotides. RefSeq names its product mitochondrial import receptor subunit TOM9-2. The transcript has a single exon. Gene Ontology annotation, cellular component: mitochondrial outer membrane. NCBI's taxonomy places the organism in Eukaryota, Viridiplantae, Streptophyta, Magnoliopsida, Rosales, Cannabaceae. Gene Ontology annotation, biological process: intracellular protein transport. The record is from RefSeq and is a predicted model, not a curated record. The coding region runs from base 93 to 365 and encodes 90 amino acids.